Molecule: messenger RNA, 1059 nt
Organism: Gilbertella persicaria
Lineage: Eukaryota; Fungi; Mucoromycota; Mucoromycetes; Mucorales; Choanephoraceae
Product: peptidase M24, structural domain-containing protein
Exons: 11
Coding region: 1-1059 (352 amino acids)
Biological process (GO): proteolysis
Molecular function (GO): metalloaminopeptidase activity
Source: RefSeq, a predicted model, not a curated record
AUGGCAACAAAACCAACUUGUGCUGCUAUCGAAUGUUCAAACGAAGCACGCUUGCAGUGUCCUACUUGCAUCAAGUUGGGCAAAGACGAAGGUUCUUUCUUUUGUUCACAAGACUGCUUUAAAAAGAGUUGGGGUACUCACAAAGCUAUUCACGGAAACACAAAAUCCCCUUAUGAUCCUUUCAAAACUUUCAAGUAUUCUGGCCCUCUUCGCGCUGUCUACCCACUUUCUUCUCGAAGAAUUGUACCUGAACAUAUUCCUCGACCUGAUUAUGCCGAAACAGGUCUUUCCAAGUCAGAAUACAUGGCUAGAAGCUCUGAUAUUAAGGUUUUAACUCCUGAAGAAAUUGAAGGCGUCAAGAAAGCAUGUGCUAUUACAAAAGAAGUGCUUGAAAUUACAGCUAAAGCAAUUCGUGUUGGUAUAACUACAGAUGAACUUGACCGUAUUGCUCAUGAGGCUACCAUUGAGCGUAACGCUUAUCCCUCUCCCUUAAACUACAAUUACUUCCCCAAGUCUUGUUGCACAUCAUUGAAUGAAGUCAUUUGUCACGGUAUUCCUGAUCAAAGAGCUUUGAUUGAUGGUGAUAUUAUCAACAUUGAUAUCAGUUGUUACUACAAUGGUUUCCAUGGUGACACUAAUGCCACUUAUCUUGUCGGUAAUGUGGACGAGACUGGUCAAAAGCUAGUCAAUGUUACUAGAGAAUGUUUGGAAAAAUCCAUUGCUGCUGUUAAACCCGGUAUGAGAUACCGUGAUUUCGGUAAAAUCAUUGAGGACCAUGCAACCAAGAAUGGCUUUUCCGUUGUUCGUGCAUUUGUUGGACAUGGUAUCAAUCAACUAUUCCACUGUGCUCCAAACGUUCCCCACUAUGCCAAUAAUAAGGCUAUUGGUGUUUGUAAGCCUGGACACGUCUUUACUAUCGAGCCUAUGAUUUGUGAAGGUGUUCACCAAGAGCUUUUAUGGCCUGAUGGCUGGACUGCUACCACUAAGGAUGGCAAACGAUCUGCUCAAUUUGAACACACACUUCUUGUCACAGAAACUGGUGUUGAAAUCUUGACCUAG